Molecule: messenger RNA, 5253 nt
Organism: Porites lobata
Lineage: Eukaryota; Metazoa; Cnidaria; Anthozoa; Scleractinia; Poritidae
Source: the annotation of a GenBank genome assembly
UGGCGCGUAAUCUUGCAUGUGGUCUUUGUGUUUGGUCUUCGUAAUUUAGCUUGUCGUACAAGCAAACGAUCUUCUCAGCAUGGCUGAGAAGAGAUCUAAACGAGAACGGAAAGUGCGAUCUAAUACGGUAAGUUGUGUAAUUGAAAUUUUUACGGCUUUUGGUGAGAAAAUAGUUAUCGAGCUUUUUGCGGCGCUGGCAACUGCACACACAAAAGCGUUUAUGAAAACAAUGUGUUGAAAGUCGCUUGGAAAAGUGACUAGUUUACAUUUACUUGUGUUGAUACAAAGAAAUCAGGCGUCAAUUCUCGUACUGGAGAGCAGAUUUGAACGUCCUGUGUUAAAUUUGUGAGUAAAAAUUACAUACGCAAUGAUUAAGUUGAAGGGAAAUUUACACGAUAACUAGUUAUCGUGCGUGCGGACAUGAAAUCGACUAAUAAACUUGGUUCCAUGAAAUCGGUACGGUAAAUUCAACAUCUGUUGACACUUCUGUUUACAUGCAAGCUUAGUUGUUCUGAAAAAUUGUUUUCGACGGCUUAGCUCAUUGCGGGGGCUGAACUGACACGAAGGAUUCAGGUUUGCCGCAGAUUUAACUGUGUGCAUUGAGGUGCUCCCAAGAUUUGGAUCCUUUUUAGUCCAAAUUCGUGUGGAUAGAAACAGCUGUCUGGUGGUCGGAGAAAGUCUUACUGGUAUUGAGAUCUUUCUCCGGAACUUGUGUAAUUCCUUCAUGCUGUUACAUUGCUAAUUUAAAGUAAAGUGAAAAAAAAAACAAAAAACAAAAAAAAUGACAACGUUGCCUUGGUCCUUGUUCAUGUUCCCUAACACGGGUCUUAUACUCUAACAAUAUAAUAACUGUUUGGAGAGCAAUUUUUUAUUUGACAAAUCAGUAUUAAUAUUUGGUAUGUAGGGGUGAAAAUGUGACAAUGAUGGGACAUUGUCUUUUAAGGUGACUUAGAUAUGGCUUUGAUUCCUUAAUUUGCAAGUCACGUUUUAUGACUUUUCACCUAUCCAAAGCUCUUGAACGUAAACAUCAUUUAUUACAUUAGCCGGGUUCUGAAUCAAAUUUUCCUUAAAAAAAUUGUUGUUUAGGCAUGUCAAGCCGAAACAGAAAACAGUUUCCAAAUUUAGGUGACUUAUUAGACCAGACCAUAAACCAAGGCAAGCUGUGGCUUCUAUGCCUGUACUGGCACAAGAGUCAUUUUCGCUAGGCCCAAAACAUUUUUUAAGAGCAGGAUUGAUUACGGUUCUUCUGUGAUUUGAAUAUCCCCCCAAAACUUCACUUACCUGUCAGACAAGUUAAGAACAGAAUUCGAUACCCUGAUAACAAAAUCCACUAGCCCCUGGCUAUCGGACACAACUUUCUUUGCAAGCUGUAAACUAAAUAUUUCUGACUUCCUGACCUCCUGGACAGAGUUAACCAAAAUUUUAAACGUUUUCUCAGGGAUUCUUUGGAGCAGGUCUGCUGCACAAAGAAGAAGUAGAAUUGAGAAGGGCAUUGAAUGCAUCCUUAAGAGAAGUACGGCGAUCUCACACAAAGAAGGAAGAAAAGCCCAGUGAAUUUAUAGCAACGACAACAAGGUGUGUUUCGAGUACAACAAAUACAGAGGUAUCUCAGGAGGAUGAUCACUCUGAUGAGCCAUUGGAAGUGACAAAAACUGUUUGUAUUGGCACAAACACAAUGUUCCGGAUUAAGUCUGAUCGCUCUAAGAAGUCAGAUGGUACCAACAAAGGAAAAGGAGGUUCUUCCAAAAAGCAAAAGACAGAGAGGGGACAGAAAAUAAACAAAGCUUCUCAGCAGGAAAGUGAUUUGUUUAAAAAACCAUUGAAAAGGAAGAAUGGUGCAGAGAUCUCUUUUUGUUCAUUUAAAAAGAAAAAGAAAGGAAUUAAAGGGAUAGAAAGUGAACCAUCUUUUCAUAAUGGUUCUCAAAUGCCAUCUAGAUCCACAGCUGGGGAGCCCACUAAUAGUGGAGUGGUUGGAAACAAAGUGCGACUGAACGAGGAAAUGGGGAUGUCAUUGGAUAUUGUAAAGAAAGGGUUUAAAAGUCCAACUAAAACGAACAAAGUUUGUCAACUUUCUGGAGGAAAGAAACCAAAGAUGCUAGUUAAAGACAAAGCUGCUUUGUACAAGCCACUUCAUAAGAAAAAUAUGAAAAGUGCUCAUAAAAGCAAAAUUGUUCAGAGUUUGAAUGCGAAAUUUAGUGCUGCUGUGAGAGAUGAGACAUUGCUUUCUGCAGAAGUAAAGAAUGACGGUGACAUUCAAAGAGAUGAUACAGCUUGCAGCGAUAAAAUGAAGAAGAAAAGCUUUUCAGUACAAAAUGAUAAUGAAAAGUUAGAGAAAAUGUCAGGUCCCUCAGAAGUCAUCAAUAGUCAAGAUAAAAAUUGUGAACUAAGACUGCAAGUGACAAAUGCUGGUCAUGGAAAAAUGCGACGUCGGCUGAAGCAUAAGUUUAAAGAUAGAAAACUCGUGUGUCCACUCGGGGAGAUAUACAUACCAGCUAAUGUUGCCAAGACUGAAGACUUCCUUACGUUCUUGUGUUUAAGGGGUACGUACCUUGGGUACCUGCUUUUAAAUUUUUUUAUUAUAACCUUAAAACCAAUGAUAAAACAAAUAGCUAAGGCAUUGUCGUCCAACUAAUUGGAUUCAAUAGUUUCUAUUGAAAGUAUCCCCUCAGUCUGUAAGCCUCUACAGUUGCAGUCUAGUUACCUUUUUGUGCUCAGUAUUUGUGUUUCCUUGCCUACUAUUACCGGUCCCUUAGCCUUCUUUAGCACAUUUUUCCUCUUGUUAGAAAUUUGCCACCCCCUUUCCUACAAAUUCCAACCUUGUUGCUCACAGUUCUGACUCUUUCCUUCCAUAGCCCUUUGAAUCAAAGCCCCAUUAUUUUCAUCAAAUUAAUACCCAUUUUCUUAACCAACCCCCCAUGUCUUGGUCCCCAUCCCUGUCCACCAGUUUUCACUCCCUUUCUCCAAUAAUUUUCCAACCCUUUCUCUAACCUCAAUCCUGUCCUAUUUAUUGUUUUUUCUUUUGUUUAAAAACUGCCUUCCUUUUAACCAAGAAGGUAUCACCCACCCCUUUUUUCUGUUUUCCACUCCUUUCCCCUGGCAAUUUAUACUUCCUUUUUCCUAGAUAAUAUUCUGCCUCUUUAUUCUCCUCAUAAGACUCUUAAGUUAGGCAGCCACUAAAGUUUAAUGCAUUGAGUAGGACACUCAAAGAGCAAGUCAACUCCAGCUCUUGGGGUAAUGCCUUCAGUAACCUGCGAUCAGAGGUUUCUCUCUGGCAUGGCCUUUAGCAUUUACAAAGUUGUUCAUGGGGCUUGUCUGUCACAUAGUUAGCUUGUUUACGCCUUGUGUUUCUCUGGGGCAUAUAAAACAAACCAACUACGUGACUGACAAGCCACAUGAAUGACUUUGUUAACGCUAAAAGCCAAGCAAGAGAGAAUAAACCUCUGCUCGCAGAGUAUGCGUUAAGAAGUGUAGCACACAGUCUAUUAUUUUGCAGGAUUGUCACUAAGGGCUGGGGGAAGUGGAUUUCCCCCAGCUACUAUGACAAUGUCCCCUGGCUACUUUCAUGGGAAGCAAAAGGAAAAUUGAACUAAAAGAAAUAUAUUCCUAGCUCUUUAAUUCCCUUCCUCCUAAUUGCUUAUACCUGGCGACUUGAAAUCUUAGCAACAGCCCUGCUAUUUGCCACAAGUACCGGUACAUUUAGCUCCAUAGUUCUCUCUGAGAUUAUCAUAAUUUAGUAGGUAGUAACAUAAUAGUUUAAAAAUAUCUCAUGUAAAAAGAGCAGUAUGAAAAGGCCAUGUCUAUAAUCUCACACACUACUUAUAGAUCAGAGAGUAUGUUACUAUGAUAUUAUUAUUGUAACAUAUUUUCUCUUCUUCUAGGUAAUUCCAGUCUUCCAAGAUGUUUUGAUGUGUUCAAAGAUCCAGAUCCUUUUUUUACACAGCCGGCACAGCAGUUUCCUGGUAACAUGGCUCUUCCCUGUUCAACAUUCCCUAUGCAAUCAUCAGUGAUUUAUUCUCCUCCCUCAUCAUGUACCCCUAGUGAGUCAUCAGCACCCUCACCCAUGUCAUCAACUGAUGGCUGGAUAAUUAAUGAUGACUGAAAUACCCUAAUGAUUAAUUUUAUUUAAGUGAUAAAAAUGUUUUGUACUUUUCCAGCACAGCUCUAGUUUGAACUUUUAAAACGUCCAUCAAAAAUAAUCUUGUUAUAUACCCUGGAACCUUCAAUCUUUAGCAGUAGCCAAGUUUUCAUGCCUAAUUUCUAAUCCACAGGCUCAAAAUGUCUUCCUUUGAAAACCCCAUUUAUUUAUUGAUUAUCUAAAUCCUGUUGAAAAAUUCUGCACAGAAAUGGCAGAGCCUGUUGAACAGUGCAUUAUUACUUAGUUAUCUCCAUUUUGAUUAAUAAUAAUUUGGUAUGAGCUAUGCAACUUGGGGGCAUACUUGCAUCUUUUCUUCUCUAACCAGUGCCCUUGACCUUGUAGAGGUGAAGUGAAGCGGAUAGACACUAAGUUGUUAUAUCCAUGGUGUAAAUUUGUAGAUUAAAUUUUCUGGCAAAAACCUGUCAGAAGCAAGGCAGAUAACCUGUAAGAUACUGUAACAAUUUCUAGUAAGAGAAACAAACCUUGUUCUGUAAAUUUCAUCUAAUGGGCUACAAAAGGGAGCUUUAAGCAAAGACGUUUUUUAGCCACGUACGUCAACCGGAAGUGGACUUUUGGCAUUCUUGAGCAGUGGUUUUGCCCAAUUUUCAAGCAAGUCAUCUCUAUAAGAGUACAAACACUUAGCAAUACAAAUUUGGUAACAUCAAGGCAUAUUAAAAGGGAAAAGACAUAUCACUUCUGGCUGACAUACGUCGCUCAAAAACUUGUUUUGCUUAUUAGUUCCCUGAUGAUGUCAAAGCCAAAAACAUUCGCACUUUUCCAAUGUUUUCUAGUUCAUCAUAGCGAUUCUGUGUAUGGUCACAUGCAUGUUUUAGCAGAAUGCACUGUAUUUUUAAAACAGCUUUCUUCUGAGAGAAAAUACCGUGCUGCGUUUCACGUAUGAAGGAAUGACAAAAGGUUUUGUCCACCGUUGAAGUGUAUUUGCAAUUUAUAUAAAAUAGGUAUGCAUGUGGAAGUAUGGUCAACUCUCUUUAUGAAGGACUCUUUUGCAACCAUUAGUGUUUUUAUAAUGGCCUGGCCUGCAGGAAAAGAAUUUGUUUUGGGCAUCCAUGUAAUAGAUCCUUUAUUGACCAAUCCUCUUCGGUCAAUAUGGCUGAAUG